UUGGCUUUACUAUAAGUUUAUUAUCCUCCCAAAUAUAAAAAAGAAAGACAUUAAAAUCAAUCUUUAGCUAUUGUGAAAUUGAACUUGUUUCCAAUUGUGAAAUCAGAAAACGUACACAUUGGGGUUGUUACAUAAAAAUGCCUUGCAGGUGGAAUUGUCAGUGUGCUUUUUUCUCUCAGAUGCACACAAUUUCAAACUGUUCAAUGUAAAAUAAAUAAACUCAACAAGCAGGGCAAGCUGGUUAUUUGUGGCCAAAUGACUAUGACCUUUAAAGAAGGAUAAGCCAUCUGCUCAGUGUUAAACCAGAACAUUGUUUCUCACAAAGGUAGAGAAAAUAUCUGAUUCUAAAGGAAAUACAAAGGAAAUGUAUUCAACCAGGGGAACAAAAAGGAAAAACUUCAGUAGAAGAAGACUUCUUUAACCCAUCCUUAAAAACUUUUUUUUCUCUGCAAGCUACCAAUUUGAGUUAGUUCACUGAGUCACCACAUAAUAGCAGGUUUAACUGAGCAGGCACAGGAAAACUCACUCCUUACUUCUUAUUUAACAGGUACUGCACUUGGAGGUUGCAAAGAUGAAGGCUGAAUGAAACCGGUCUGCAGUGAGAUAUAAACAGCAUGAUGACAAACGUGACAUCCCAUGCCACUUUCCAGCAUACUGCACCUUUUUCUUAUAUUUUGACCUGCUUGUGGGCAUUGAUUCUUAUUAGCUCUUCAUUUGCACUGAAACCUGCCAAGCUUCCCUUGAUUGGAAGAAAGCCCUUUAUUGCUGCCUGGAAUGCACCUUUUGACCUUUGUACAACAAAGUAUAACAUAAGUGUCAAUCUAGAAAUGUUCCACAUCAGUGGAAGCCCAAGAGCUUCAAGAAGGGGUCAGAAUGUGACUAUAUUUUAUGCAAACAGACUGGGACAUUACCCCUUCUACACAGAAGAGGGACUGCCAGUGAAUGGUGGCCUCCCACAGAACUGCAGUUUGGAAACGCACUUGCAGAAAGCUGAUAAAGACAUCAAGUUUUAUAUUCCCUCUGAAAAUUUCAGUGGACUGGCAAUAAUUGACUGGGAAUACUGGAGGCCACAGUGGUUGCGAAACUGGCAGAAGAAGGACAUAUACAGGAGGAAAUCCAGGGAUCUUAUUUCUAAGGGGUAUAUAAAUGUUACCUCUCAACAAAUCGAAUAUUUAGCCCAAGCAAGGUUUGAGAGAAGUGCCAUGGCUUUCAUGAAGAGAACAAUUCAACUAGGCAUUCAAACUAGGCCCCAUGGACUCUGGGGCUACUACCUCUACCCAGACUGCCACAAUUACAAUCUUCUUGAUAAUAACUACACUGGGUCCUGUCCUGUCCUCGAGAGCUUGAGGAACGACGAGCUCUUCUGGCUAUGGAACAGCAGCACAGCUCUAUUUCCUUCCAUAGCUAUUAAGAAAUCCCAUGCAGACAGUGUCAGCAACUUGUAUUUCGCACAGUUUCGAGUCCUUGAAUCUCUAAGAAUUGCUUCAAUGACAUCUAUGGACUAUGACUUGCCUACAUUCGUUUAUACUCGACUUGGGUACCGGGAUGAAGCAUUGUCAUUUCUUUCUACGAAAGACCUUAUCCACACCAUUGGAGAGAGUGCUGCCUUGGGAGCUGCUGGAUUUGUUAUCUGGGGAGAUGUAAAUCUAACAUCCUCAAGGUUCCAAGUGGUUCACUCCACAUCACUCCACGAAGCUGCUGACCAGUCCUCUAGAAGUCAAAAAACAUUAUCCUUACAGGGCUUCAUCAUCAGCGGGUGGCACUCUGAGCAAGAGCUCUCCGACCUGCGAGAGAGAUUUGCCUGCCACUGUUAUGAGGAUUAUGAUGGGGACAAAUGUGAUGCUCUCAAGCAAAUGGACAAACCUGACAGCUCAAUCACCAGGCCUUCAGCAUCCUGGUGUUUGGUGUCGGUUAUAUUUGUUUACAUUUUGAACUUUGUUUUUUAAAGACUAAUGAACUCUGAUUUCAUCAAACCAAUAUUUGCUCAAUGGAUUCAAAUCAGUAUUGAAGAAAUAUUGUUGACGUAUUCAUCACAGUGAUGCUAAUGUUUUAAUAUUUUUGUGUUAUUACAGAGUUUAUUUUUAUACAUUAUUAUUAUGACACAACCUGUUAACAGUUAGCUGUUCACAUUUAGCAGUUAGCUAGUCGUUAGCAGACAUACUGUACUGUAUGUCUCUGUUUAAAUGCUAUUAAUUUUUCCAUUAUUUGUAAACUCCAAUCCAUAAAACUGGAAAGACACAGCACCUAAGGAUUUAAUUUGACAAAAUGGUUGUGUAAGACUUAACACAGAAGACUUUUUGGGGUCAUUUAAAGUGGGGGCCCCCUGAAUUGCAUUAUAUGCCUACCUGGAUUACUUAGUGAAUACUUUGGGGGUGAGGGAAACUUGGGUUGUAGGCAGAGAGGUACAACAUGUCUUUUUUAUACUCCUCUUUCCUUUAACAAAUAUGUUUUUUAUAUGUCACAUUAAAAUCCUAUGAGUUUCACAUUGUAUUGUUUAAUUUCCAUGACCUUGACUACCAUAUUUUUGUUUUUGGUGUUCUGAUUGUUUUUUCUUUCUCUAAUGCCAUGACAAUGACAAUCAAUGUUUUAGAAGUAUACCUGACAAGUGGAUAAUAAUGACAUUUCACAAGUAAAUUGGGAUGGUUCUCCCUACUAUUCUGCUUGUGGCAAGGAUUCCUCUGCUGUUUGCACACCUUAUUUCUAAUGAGAUGUGGUUAAACCAUGACAUUUAGUAAACUAAGUGGUUUAAGGCAGGUAAUGGAUUAAUACAACCUCCACCUCAGCUUCAUCUAAUGCAUAAUGGUGUUCAUAAACAAUGAAACACAAAGAGUGCCUUUCUUCAAUCAGUUAAUGAAUGAAGCCAAUAAAAAUCAGGAAGUUGGGAAGAAACUGGUUAGAAGAAUUAGAACCAUUGGUUAAUACAGCAUGAUCCCUAACAUACUGUACUUGCAAGGCUAUUAGAGAAAGUCAAAGUCCAGAUGUAAACCCCAUGGCAAUAUGGUGCCAGGACACAAAAUGAGCAGUUCAUGCUGGAAAACACUUAAAUGUUACGUGGUUGAAGCAUUUAGUCAUGAAGAAUGGAUUAACAUCCCCACACAGCAGCUUUAUUGCAGCUAACGGUGGUGUAACCAGUUACUGAACCUAAGGGGACGUUAACUUUUUCGCAAAGGGACAUUGGAUGUUGAAAUACUUUGUUUAAUAAAUAAAUAAAACAACCAGCAAAAGACUCCCUUUAUAUAUUAGUAGACCCUCACAGGAAUCUCUGACAAAAUUUAAUGGUGAAAAUAUGCAAAAUUGUAGAAUAUCUGAAAGGGGAAAAAUACUUUUUCACAGAACUAUAGUUGGGCCAAAUUACCUCCUCUCAUUUGUAGAUAUUUCCACUUUCUUUUGAAAAAUCGUAUAUUCUCCUCUGUUGUUUUCAGCAUAUACUAUUGUACAUUAUAUCUGAGUUUAA
This is a messenger RNA of Lepisosteus oculatus (spotted gar), 3454 nucleotides long. Lineage: Eukaryota; Metazoa; Chordata; Actinopteri; Semionotiformes; Lepisosteidae. The record is from RefSeq and is a predicted model, not a curated record.